Messenger RNA from Biomphalaria glabrata, 732 nucleotides. RefSeq lists its product as uncharacterized. Lineage: Eukaryota; Metazoa; Mollusca; Gastropoda; Planorbidae. Bases 1 to 732 code for a protein of 243 amino acids. The record is from RefSeq and is a predicted model, not a curated record. The transcript has a single exon.
AUGCCUCCUCAAGUCUCCUCAUGCCUCCUCAAGUCUCCUCAUGCCUCCUCAAGCCUCCUCAAGUCUCCUCAUGCCUCCUCAAGUCUCCUCAUGCCUCCUCAAGUCUCCUCAAGUCUCCUUAUGCCUCCUCAAGUCUCCUCAUGCCUCCUCAAGUCUCCUCAUGCCUCCUCAAGUCUCCUCAUGCCUCCUCAAGUCUCCUCAUGCCUCCUCAAGUCUCCUCAUGCCUCCUCAAGUCUCCUUAUGCCUCCUCAAGUCUCCUCAUGCCUCCUCAAGUCUCCUCAUGCCUCCUCAAGUCUCCUCAUGCCUCCUCAAGUCUCCUCAUGCCUCCUCAAGUUUCCUCAUGCCUCCUCAAGUCUCCUCAAGUCUCCUCAUGCCUCCUCAAGUCUCCUCAAGCCUCCUCAAGUCUCCUCAUGCCUCCUCAAGUCUCCUCAUGCCUCCUCAAGUCUCCUCAUGCCUCCUCAAGUCUCAUCAUGCCUCCUCAAGUCUCCUCAUGCCUCCUCAAGUCUCCUCAUGCCUCCUCAAGUCUCCUCAUGCCUCCUCAAGUCUCCUCAUGCCUCCUCAAGUCUCCUCAUGCCUCCUCAAGUCUCCUCAUGCCUCCUCAAGUCUCCUCAUGCCUCCUCAUGCCUCCUCAAGUCUCCUCAUGCCUCCUCAAGUCUCCUCAAGUCUCCUCAUGCCUCCUCAAGUCUUCUCAUGCCUCCUCAAGUCUCCUCAAGUCUCCUUAUGCCUCCUUAG